CAGAUAAAGAUUCACGUCGGACCAAUAUAAUUUCAUCAGAAUUAUAGUUUCAGCUGUAUUGAGGGAAUUGGUGGGCAGCGUUUCGUUUUCAUGAAUUCUCUCUCAAAUCUUCUAACUUGCAGGAAGUAUACUGCUUGCUCCCAGACAAGGAGAAAUUCUCUUUCUAUGUGGUACGGCUUAAGAUAGCUUUGUCUAUCCCAUAGAGAUAAGUGACAGUUGAGACGCUAAUGAGCGAAAUCCAAACAAAUGUAAUCGAUGGAUAGCAAGAGUAUUGUUUAUUUCCAAGAUCUCCCUUUUCAACUUAGAAGGGAACUGUGUGAUAUUCUAGAUACUGACAGACGAUGGGAAGAAUUGGGUAGAAUCCACAUGUCAACCGAUAUGACAGCUUUUAUGAGGCAAGCUGCUUUACAGAAUAAAAGUCCGACAUGGGAGCUUCUGAACAAAUACAGUGAAAGAGAAGGAACGGUAAAACAGUUAUUUACAAUGUUGGAAAAAAUGGAUCAUGAAAGGGCUAUGACAGUUUUAAAGCCUUAUGUUGACGAGAAAUACCAAUGUUUUUUGAAAACUGAUCACAUUGCUUCAACAACAAUAAGCAGCUCUUUAAAAAAUGCUAAUGAUAUGUUUAGACCUGCAUCAACAGAAUUUCCUGUGACUACUUCUUGUAGCUCACUUUCUACUUCUGCACAGGGCCACUUAUCAGGAGCUGAGGGAUUACCUGGCAAGCAAAAGGAAACUUUUUCCACUAGUUCAAAAUUGAAUCACGAUUGUCUAAAUCUGAAUAUUGAAUUCAGUAAAACAUUUUUCAAUUCUAAGAUGAAUGAUUUUAAUAUUUCUCAGAGCCAUUCGAGAGGAGUUGAUAUAAAAAAGUCACCAAAAUACUCCAAUUUUGAAACAAAUGCUUCUAGUUAUGAAGAAUCUGGUUUGACCAAAUGCGUAUCUGAAAAAAUGAAAGACACAUUGAAUCUCAGUUCUCUAGAAGACUGUCUGCAAGAUAUUAAGCAAAUUUCAUAUGGAGACAUUUGUAAAGCAACUGAUUAUUUCAGUAAAGAGCGAUUUAUUGGUAGAGGAGGGUUUGGAACUGUACAUAGAGGAGAAUGGAAAGGAACAUAUGUUGCAGUCAAAAAAUUUAUUCCUAGAGAUGAAGCAGCUCAACAGUUAGAGAGUAUAAAACGGUUUUUAAAAGAACUCAAUACAGUAAAGAUUAGGCGUUAUGAUUAUAUACUUCCUCUUUAUGCUGUUUCAUCUGAUGGAAAGAAUCUUUGUUUAAUUUAUCAAUUUAUGGUAAAUGGGUCCUUAGAAGACAGAUUAUUGUUAAAAAACAAAACACCUCCCCUGACAUGGUCUCAAAGAAGUCACAUUGCAGAAUGCAUCGCUAAAGGUUUGAAUUAUCUUCAUACUGCUUUUCAGAAACCUCUUAUUCAUGGUAAUAUUAAAAGUUCCAAUAUCCUUCUUGAUGCCAACAUGAAUGCUAAGAUUGGUGAGUUUGGAUUAACAAAAGAAGGCCCUGGUUGUCAAGUAUCGCAACACAAGUGCUUAUCUCCUGAAUUGGAUAUUUACAGUUAUGGCAUUGUUUUAUUAGAGAUAGGUACUGGUUUAAGACCAUUUGAUGCAAAGCGAGGUAAAGGAAUAUACUUGUGUGAUCAUGUGCAGUUGUUUGCUAAUAGUGGACAAUUAGAAUCACUUCAAGAUACAAAAGCUGGUGAAGAAAAUAUGAUUUGGGGCCUAGAACUGCUUAAAAUGGGACAAAUUUGCAGCAAUGUUGAAAGAAAAAAACGUCCACCAUUCAGUCAGAUUCUGCUGCAGUUUGAAAAGAUAAAGCAGGAAAUCUUCAUGUUUGAUGGGAUUCAGUGGCCCUCCAAUGACAAAAACAGUUCUUCUUUGCCAACAAAUUUACCUGCUUUUGAAUUACAGUGGUAUGAUGAUCCUCAGAAGUCUACUCAGAGCGAAAUGCUUCCCAAUGAUAAGAAUUUUUCAUUGGAAACUUCUGGAGAUCCUGGAUACAGUGCUGGAGUUUCAGGGAUUUCAGUUCCACAUAAAGAACUGUCUAUGGAUUCAUCAUCUGCACAAGCUGAAGUUUCAUUGGAAACUUCCAGAGAACCUGGAUGCAGUCCUGGAGUUUCAGGGAUUUCAGUUCCACAUAAAGAACCGUCUAUGGCUUCAUCAUCUGCACAAGCUGAUGUUUCAUUGGAAACUUUCAGAUAUCCUGGAUGCAGUGCUGGAAUUUCAGGGAUUUCAGUUCCAUAUAAAGAACCACCUAUGGCUUCAUCAUCUGCACAAGCUGAUGUAUUAAGUUGUGAAAGUCUCAGUUCUGGAGAAGUUGACAGGGCUUUGGGAAGUUGCCCUUUGGAUUCCGAACCAGAAAAAAAAGAGGCGGAAACUUCAUUUGGCGGGAAUUCUCCUUCAAUCUGCCUACAGUUCUGUGAUAAUAGGUGUCUGCAAUUGAAUCUGCCAAUGAAUCCAAUUUCUAACAAUCUGCAAUUAUCACCAACAUCUGUUCGACAGAUAGUUGAAGAAUAUGAAUGCUAUUCCAGAUAAAUUGAUUUUUGUUGUUGAUACUGAUACAAAACAAAAAAAUUAUCAUACUAGAAAUGUUUUACUAAAAAUGCCAAUGUAUACUUGAGGAUGAAAUUCAUUUAUGCUUGUAUCAAACAAUCCAUGAUAAUGUAAGAUAAGGGAACUUAAUUUUGACUGUUUCUGUGUCGAAUUAUUUAACAGAAUUGAUAAUAUGACACGAGAUGUAUGAUGAGAUACAUUUUAUUUCAUUGACUGUCUGUAGAUUUUGUUAACAUCAAUGUUGUAUGGAUGGCUUUUGUUUAUUAUUUUCAGAAAUAUAUGAUGUUAUAAUACUAGAUAUUACAACUUUUAAUUAAGUCAUAUUAGAUUUACAGAAUUUUUUUUUUAAAUUUGCUUCUGAAUGCAUCUUUUGUAUGUAUAUAUUACACAGUUUGGCCAAUUAAUUAAAUUUAAAAUUUUUUUCGAGUAUUGAAUAUAAAUUUAUUAAUCAAACAUUAAUGAAAAUAUUAUUGAAAAAUGACAUGCAUCAAAUAAUCAUAAAAUUUUUUUAAAAUGUGUAUAUGAAAAAAAAAAGAAUAUUAUUAAAUAAAUUAAUUAUGUAUGAGAUUCAUGGAAAGAGAUUUCCAGUAUAAGAAAAGUAUUUUUAUUAUACUUUCUGACUAUUAAUAUGAAUAUCAUAUGUUAGAAAAGAACAUUGCUUUAAAUACAAAUCUAAGAGUAAUGGAGGAAGAACAUAUUAAAAGUGCAAUGAUGGGAAUUAAAAAUCUGCGAAGAAAAUUAAUUUAGAAUAAAAUAUUAGUAGAGAUUGCCAAUGAGAAAAAAUAUCCAAUUCCUGCCAUUUUUUUAAUGAGAAUCAUAGACACCGUUUAUUUCAGAAUCCUGUGCUUAUUACUUUUGGAUAAUUUUUCUCUGCAGAAAGGAGAUCCGCAGUGAGUAAGCAGAUUGCUUAUCUAGAGUUCUGUAUUAAUUGCAUUUUUCCUUUAACUGCUGUUUUCUGAUGUUGAUUUUCAUUUUCUUUUUCAAUCAACUAUUUUAUUUUUAUGCAUAAUUUGUAUAAUACUUAUGUAUAUUUGUUAUUAAGACAUGACUCUUCCAUCUGGUAUCUGAGUUUCUUUUAUGCAAACUCAAACUCAAAAAACUUUUGCUAUAUCAGAAAACAGCUAGUAUUUAUUUUCUUAUUUAUGUAGGGAAAAAUGAGUUUCCUUUAUUUUGCAUCUUUCAGUGUUAACUUUACAGUUUAUUCAUAUAUAUUCUGUUUUUCCAUAUUUGAGUCAUAUAGAUAUUUCCAAAUUGCUUAUAUAAUUGCAUGGAGUUGUAUUUGGAAAACAUAUUAUAAAGUCAGCGUUUGAUUAUCAUAUAAUAAUUUUAAAUCUUUUGUCAAAAACCUUCAAGGUUUUAUUCCCUCUUCUAAUUUACAGCUUUGAUUAAAAAAAACAUUUUGAAAGUAUAUUAUCUCUGAAAUAUAUAUAUAUAAUAUAAAAUCAUUAUAUAAUUUCAUUUCAAAGAGCCAAUGGAAAAAAUUUAUUUUAAGUUCUACUUUAUUUUUUACAGAUAUUUGA
Messenger RNA from Argiope bruennichi, 4073 nucleotides. RefSeq lists its product as uncharacterized. Lineage: Eukaryota; Metazoa; Arthropoda; Arachnida; Araneae; Araneidae. Gene Ontology annotation, molecular function: ATP binding; protein kinase activity; protein binding. Bases 256 to 2535 code for a protein of 759 amino acids. The record is from RefSeq and is a predicted model, not a curated record. The transcript has 15 exons. Gene Ontology annotation, biological process: protein phosphorylation; signal transduction. Gene Ontology annotation, cellular component: plasma membrane.